Molecule: messenger RNA, 866 nt
Organism: Hibiscus syriacus
Lineage: Eukaryota; Viridiplantae; Streptophyta; Magnoliopsida; Malvales; Malvaceae
Product: transcription factor MYB41-like
Exons: 3
Coding region: 24-866 (280 amino acids)
Source: RefSeq, a predicted model, not a curated record
GCUUAUUUUUCCCUGGAAAAUCAAUGGGGAAAACACCUUGCGGUGAUAAAAAUGGCCUCAAGAAAGGUCCCUGGACUCCCGAGGAAGAUCAGAAGCUUAGCAGUUAUAUCCAGAUUCAUGGAGCCGGAAGCUGGCGAAACCUCCCAAAGAAUGCUGGGUUGCAAAGAUGCGGGAAGAGCUGCCGUCUGAGGUGGACGAACUACCUGAGACCGGAUAUCAAGAGGGGGAGGUUUUCGUUUGAAGAAGAAGAGAUUAUUAUUCAACUACACAGUGUUUUAGGAAACAAGUGGUCGGCGAUUGCCGGUCGGUUGCCGGGGAGGACCGACAACGAAAUCAAGAAUCACUGGAACACUCGUAUCCGGAAAAGGCUUGUGAGGAAUGGGAUCGAUCCCGUAACACACUUGCAACGCCUUGAUCUGCUCGACCUUUCUUCCAUUAUCAGUUCCGCCUUGUGCAACCAAUCUUUUCUCGCUCCGUCGAACUUAUUAGAUGCACAAACUCUUUUGAAUUCAGAGAUGCUGCUACAAAAUCUCCAGCAAAACCAGUUCUGCAAUUCUCCGUUUCAGUAUCAAGCUCCCAUUCAAAACGAAUCUAAUAUGAUGACAAACUGCAGCAUUUUCCAGGAAAAUUUGACAGCUUAUAGUAAUCCAACGGCUCCGUUUAUGUCUGAUCAAAAUCUAAACUUUCAAUCCAUGGGUGGCAGUCAAAAUUUUUCUUUUGAUUCUGUGAGGCUGACGCCAGAAACAAGUCCGAUUCCUUUGAAUUUAUCAUCUACAUUUAUCAACGGAUACAACGAGAUAGAAAGAUUCGAUGAUUUGCUGGAGUUUGAAAUUCCAGAGGAUUUGAGUAUUAAUGAUUUUGUGUAA